This is a messenger RNA of Suillus subaureus, 486 nucleotides long. RefSeq lists its product as uncharacterized. NCBI's taxonomy places the organism in Eukaryota, Fungi, Basidiomycota, Agaricomycetes, Boletales, Suillaceae. The transcript has 3 exons. The record is from RefSeq and is a predicted model, not a curated record. Bases 1 to 486 code for a protein of 161 amino acids.
AUGUCAUCACAGUCUCAAGACACUAUGCAAGAUUCUAAUGGUUUCCAAAUAACUCUGCAAUAUGCCUGUUGUCAUGAACAUAUCCCAAGGCCUGACGAUGAAUUUAUUCCCCUACCUCAUGUAAUGAAAGCUUGGGUUGACAACUUCACAUAUCAUGUAUACACGAGUGCAUCAUUGGCAGAAGCCAACAAGCCCCCACACCUCGACCAUGGCAACAACUUCAUAGCAAAGGAGUUUAAAUCGCUGCUUGUGCUCAAGUCUGAUUUUCACAUUCUGGACUUGAAGAAGCAAUGCACACAGUCUGAAGUCAACAUGCUGUCUGAAGCCAUUUUAUGCAUCACUGAGUUCCACUGCAAUGAUGAUGGCUGGGCUUCUGAAACUGCUGAGAUGGAUGGAUCAGAUCUAUCUGAUGCUCGAUUUGAUGACUGGAUGUCAACCUCAUCCACAUCUUCCAGUUCCUGGUCACUCCCAUAUUCUGACUUGUAG